Molecule: messenger RNA, 469 nt
Organism: Solenopsis invicta (red fire ant)
Lineage: Eukaryota; Metazoa; Arthropoda; Insecta; Hymenoptera; Formicidae
Exons: 4
Coding region: 1-414 (137 amino acids)
Source: RefSeq, a predicted model, not a curated record
AUGGGUCUUCGAAAGCAAUUUAGUGAUUUGGUGGCCACCGAAAGGUAUCACUGUCACCACAACAAUAUCAAAGGAAAUACAGCCCAACGAUACAUGGAGUCUAACUCCAUACAAACAGUUGAUUGGCCCAUUGAUUCUUUUCAAGAAGCUCGGAAAAUCGAGAAGAAAUUAGCAGAUAUCUCAUCGGAUGCUGAUACUGAUGCUAUGCGUGCUGCAUUUAAUGAACCAUCCAAACGGCCGAAAAAAGCUAAAAAACUUUCUUCCGAUGAGUCUGACACCUCUGAUGCCAGUUCCUGUAAUACGCCACCAAUUUCCCAACAACGUAAAGAAAAUACACCAAAAACAAUUUCCACGAUAUCCCUACCAAAAUGUUCUUACAUUAAAUCAAAGCAACAAUGCGAAGGUAUAGUUUAACCAAGACAUCACAAUCGCAAAUGGAUAAGCGUGCUACAUUCUCAUCCAACUACGA